This is a messenger RNA of Morchella importuna, 699 nucleotides long. RefSeq lists its product as uncharacterized. Gene Ontology annotation, molecular function: electron transfer activity. The transcript has 4 exons. Gene Ontology annotation, cellular component: cytosol. Bases 1 to 699 code for a protein of 232 amino acids. Lineage: Eukaryota; Fungi; Ascomycota; Pezizomycetes; Pezizales; Morchellaceae. The record is from RefSeq and is a predicted model, not a curated record.
AUGACCGCCCUCCGCAUCCUCGUCCCCGUCAAGCGCGUCAUCGACUACGCCGUCAAACCGCGCGUCAACGCCGCCCAAACCGGCGUCGAGACGGCCGGCGUCAAAAUGUCCAUGAACCCCUUCGACGAGCUGUCGAUCGAAGAAGCCGUCCGCCUGCGCGAGCGCCACCCCACCACCGUCACCGACAUCCUCGCCUUCUCCGCGGGGCCCGCCAAGGCGCAAGACACGCUCCGGACCGCCAUGGCCAUGGGCGCGGACCGGGCACUGCUCGCCGAGACCGACACAGAGCUGGAGCCGCUGGCCGUGGCCAAGCUGCUGCAGCGGGUGGUGAAGGACGAGGACCGCAAUUUGGUCAUUCUGGGGAAGCAGAGCAUUGAUGGGGAUGCGGGGCAGACGGGGCAGAUGCUGGCGGGACUGCUGGGGUGGGGGCAGGCGACGCAGGCGAGUGCGGUGUUGGGGUUGCCGGCGGUGGUGACGGCGGAUUUGAGGCUGAAUGAGCCGCGGUAUGCGAGUCUGCCGAAUAUUAUGAAGGCGAAGAAGAAGCCGCUGGUGAAGAGGGCGGUGGCGGACUUUGGGGUGGAGGUGGGGGCGAGGCUGCAGACGGUGAAGGUUGUUGAGCCGGCGCCGAGGAAGGGCGGUGGGAAGGUGGAGGAUGUUGGUGGGUUGGUGGCGAGGUUGAAGGAGUUGGGCGCGUUGUAG